Messenger RNA from Octopus sinensis (East Asian common octopus), 2058 nucleotides. RefSeq names its product flavin-containing monooxygenase FMO GS-OX-like 2. The record is from RefSeq and is a predicted model, not a curated record. Lineage: Eukaryota; Metazoa; Mollusca; Cephalopoda; Octopoda; Octopodidae. Bases 509 to 1813 code for a protein of 434 amino acids. Gene Ontology annotation, molecular function: NADP binding; flavin adenine dinucleotide binding; N,N-dimethylaniline monooxygenase activity. The transcript has 6 exons.
UUAAAAGGACCCGUUCUUGCCACCCCGUUAAUUAUUGCUACAAUUAAUGGUUGUCUGAGGUUAAGAGGCUCGCUUUGCAACCAAGCAGUUCCAGGUUCAGUCUCACGGCGCGGCAUCUUGGACAGAUGUUCUCUUACUAAAGCUCCGGGGGCCAAACCAAUGCCUUAUGAGUGAACUUGGUAGACGGAAACUGUGAGGCAGCCCCCCCACAUGUUUGUGUUUGUGACACCCGCCCGUUCCCGCCAUCGACUACCGCUUGACAACCGGCGCUGGUUUGUUUAUGUCCCCGUUACUCAUCUGCGACUGACUCGUAGAGUUAGUGGCAGACUUAAAGGUUCAGGAAUAGAUUUUUUUCAACUUUUCAAGGCGGUACCGAAGCACGACCGAAUCUAAUAACCGAAACAAGCAAAAGAUAAAAAAAAGAUACCUAUAUAUUGUUAACCUCCAACUUCCCAAAGACUCAAACCCGGGGGGAGAAAAACUCUUCAGAAAGAACGUCCCAAGCCAAAUGGCCUACAAGCAGAAAGUGGCCGUAAUAGGAUGUGGCCCGGCAGGAUUAUGUAUGUUGAGAUAUCUGAUGCGAAUAAGCGGGGACCACGCUCAGACUUCGGAAUAUUUUGAGGCUGUGGGAUUCGAACAGCAGAAUCGGGUCGGUGGAACCUGGGUCUACGACGAGAAUGUCAGCUCUGGAGAAGAAGUCCGACCGUGGCAGUCCAGCAUAUAUAAAAACCUUAGAACGAACCUCCCGAAACAUGUCAUGUCAUUCCGAAACUUCCCUUAUCCAGAAAACUCCCCAUCGUUUCUGCACCACUCCGAAGUUCUGGCUUACCUCGAGGACUAUGCCAACCAUUUUGGACUCCACCAAUACAUCAAAUUCCAGACUCAGGUAACCCUGGUGGAACCGUGUUUGGCCAAGAGCUUUCUUCCCAGUCCGGUUAAAUGGAAAGUAACCUACAAGAAAUACCAAGAGUCUGCAGAGAUGGGAGCCAAAGAAGUAUCACAAAUAUUCGAUGCAGUGGCCGUGUGCAACGGUCACUAUUCUGUGCCGUAUUCUCCGUCAUUUAUUGGUGAAGAGAAGUUCCAGGGGACAAUACUCCAUAGCCACGAUUACCGAAGCCCAGAGCAGUUCUCCGGAAAGAUCAUUGUGUGCGUUGGAGCAAAGAGUUCUGGGAUAGACAUAGGCAUUGAAUUGUCCUCGGUUGCCAAGAAGGUGUUUUUGAGUCAUCGAGGUGACCCUUUAACCAGUGAGCUACCGAAAAAUAUGAUUCAGAAACCAGAGAUUCAAGAAUUUAUUUCUAAUUAUGUGGUUUUCGAAAAUGGUGAAACAGAGCAAGUAGAUGCGGUGGUGCUUUGCACUGGUUACAAAUUCAGCUUCCCGUUCUUGCACGACAAAUGCAAUCUGAAAACCUUACACAACCGAGUGACCCCCCUCUAUAAACAUCUGGUGCACGCUGACUUUCAUAAUUUUUUCUUUCUCGGCAUUUGCUCACAAGUGGCCCCUUUCCCCAUGCUUGACAUGCAAGCUGCUUUUUGCAAAGCUGUUCUUCAGGGCCAGGUGAGUUUGCCAAGCACUAGCGAGAUGAUACGAGACGCCAAUGAAGAUUUUGAGGAAAGAUUGAAAUCUGGUCUGGCCAAACACCAUGCGCAUUUGAUGGGUUCGCGACAGUGGGAAUAUAACGAUGAGCUUGCGGACAUGUGUAAUGUUCCUCGUUUGCCAGUUCAGAUAAUGAACGUUUACAAAUUUGUGGAACAAAGACGAAGCAAGUUCCCCAUGGUAUAUAAAAAGGUGCCAGUCGCUUAUCACGCCAAAUAAUCACAGGUCAGCCCAAUAAGGGUGAAGUGCUUUAACAAAAACAUUUUAAGGGACAAGCAAGGAUGCAAGAAAUACUAAAUUCAUUCCAGGCACAGCUUGCCUUGAAUCUUUUACUUCUUGCCUCUUGAACCAUUUAGCAUUUAAACUGGUCAUAACAGGCUCAAUGUUUUGCGUUCAAACCAGCUAGAUCUAGCCUAUCACACCUACCCUACAAUGUCAUUCUAAAAAUAAAUGCCUGAAUGUUC